AUGGCGACUAGUGCAUUGUUAUCUUAUACAGAGAGCGUGUGUCUAGCAGUAGUCCUAGAAGACGCAUUAAACCAACUAUCCGUACUCGACGAUCUACCCUCCCUUCCAAACGAUGACAAGUCAUUAAAAACACUUUCAGGAAAACAAUCCAAAUCAUCAAGCAACACAGCCCAAAAUACCGCUCGAGUUGCUCUAGAGCGCGCCAAUACAGAGGCAUUGCUGUCAAGAGCAGCAAGAGAGAUACGUGAAGUAAGACAGUUUACGAGUCUAUCGAAUGCCGUUAAAGAGGAAUCUGAGAGGAGGCAUGCGCUUCAGAAUACGUUGGAAAGAGAAAAUGCAGCCGUCUCAAAACUCGCAUCCCUAAAACAAGACCUCGCCCGUGAGAAAACCCUUCUCGAAGAAGAAUUAACAGAAGCAUCUCAAGCCGCUCAAGAAUUACGAGACACGAUAUCUGAAGUCACCGUUUCAGCCACUGUCGAACAGAAGUUCAUACGUAAAGAAACGGUUGCGCAUGAAGAAUCUGCACGUCAACAAUGCUCAACUAUAGAGACUAAGCUGAUGGAAGAGAAUCAGUUAUGGUUACGGAAGAUUGAGUUGGAGGAUGUGGCACAUGAGAAGAUUAUGGAGUUUUUGACUAGGCAGAGAGAGGAUGUUGAGCGACAAGUGGAAGAAUGGAUGGUCAAAUAUGAACAAGACACUGAAGCCAAAGCAACCGCCAUCGAAAACAUCAAACACGAACGUGCAACCAACGUGGACAAAUUCGAACAACUCGUUCAAAUGUUUGAAGAAUUAGAACACGCCAUGGAAGAAGAACGCAAGAAGGCAGAAGAUGAAAAGAAACUCAUGAUGCAAAAGAGUCAAUCUGCUAGACGACUUCAGAGAUGGUGGAGAGGACAGUUGGAGAAGAAGAGGGCUAGUGCAAAGGCUAAGAAACCAAAGGGCAAGAAGAAGUAG
Synchytrium microbalum is the source of this 954-nucleotide messenger RNA. RefSeq lists its product as uncharacterized. Gene Ontology annotation, cellular component: motile cilium; cytoplasm. The record is from RefSeq and is a predicted model, not a curated record. NCBI's taxonomy places the organism in Eukaryota, Fungi, Chytridiomycota, Chytridiomycetes, Synchytriales, Synchytriaceae. Bases 1 to 954 code for a protein of 317 amino acids. Gene Ontology annotation, biological process: cilium organization. The transcript has 5 exons. Gene Ontology annotation, molecular function: protein binding.